ACGCAGGCACCGCAGCUGCGGCUCUGCUCGGUCGCGGCGUAGCAGCAGACACAAGUAGCUAGCAAGUGUCGCAAUCGCGCGCGGGAGCGUGAGACAAUCCUCUCGUCUUGACCGUUCUUUUGUCCGCCGCGUGCAUGCCCUGGGCUGCCUGCAGCCUGCGCUUAUUAUAAGUAGCAGCCGCCGCGACGGUGUCGGGCUAGCGGGGCAGCUUACUGAGCGGCAGCGAGCUGACGAGCUGACGAUGGAGAGCGUGCCGUGGGUCGGGUUGCCGGCGGUGAGGAGGUCGCUGCUGCAGGAGGCCGCCGCCUCGUACGCGCACCGCCAGGCCGCGGCCCCGGCCGCGAGGUCCACGGGGAGGUCGGUCGAGACGCUGGUGGUGAUCCUCGCGGCCAUCGUGCUCGCCGCCGCCCUCGCGGGCGUCCUCGCGCGGGCGUGCGGCGGGAGGCACGUGGCGCCCAGCGCGGACAACGACGUCGAGGGAUGGGUGGAGCGCCGGUGCCGGACCUGCCUCGACGGCGGCCUGCCAGCGCCGCCGGGUGAGGCCAAAUAGUGCUUCUGGCUGGCCUUCUGCGUUGUGUUUCCUCCUCUAGUGAUAGGCUUUAGCAGCAGGUGGCAACGUAGCAUAGUGAUACCGUUAGCCAUUACUAUUAAUCCUUGUAAUGUAUAAUUAGAAUGUACUAAGUAGAAUGCUGGAUGACGAGAUGCUGUUUUCUACAAAAAGAGGGUACCAGAAUAGACAUUAGAGUUUCUCAGUUCCUUAUAUAUAUUUGAGUAUUAC
Messenger RNA from Lolium perenne, 778 nucleotides. RefSeq lists its product as uncharacterized. The record is from RefSeq and is a predicted model, not a curated record. Lineage: Eukaryota; Viridiplantae; Streptophyta; Magnoliopsida; Poales; Poaceae.